AAGGCAACUAUUAUAAAUAAUUGUUUAAUAUCUGUUUUAAUACAUAGCGCAGGUAAGAAACAUUCUUUUCUUUUUUUAACUCCAAAGAAUGUUUCUAAAAAACUUGUACAAUAAAAGCAAAAAUGGUAAGAAACGUCUUUCACUCCAAGUAUAAUAGUUUUGUAUAAUUAGUAUUUUUGAAGUUAUAGACUGAAAGCAAGAGAUUAAUGAUUGUUACUUAAAACUUCAUUAUUUGCUAAAUAUUAUAUUUGUUGGGACUACUUAUGAAAUUACUAUAAGUUAACUGUUUUUUCUAGUUAAUGUAUAUUAUUAUAACUUGCUGCAAUUAAAAACUGUGUUUUGAAAAAUAAAUUAAUUGUCAAACUAAUUUUGUAUCGAUUAUUUCUUUUUGAUGAAAUACCGUAUGUUUAGAAUUAUAAGGAUGAUUGCCCACGGCUGUGAAUUAGAAAAUAUUGCGCAGCAUAUAGGUGUAUUGCGUCGAUUAGUUUUAUGUACACAAUUGUCGCCACGACAACGGUAUGUAUAAGCUAAGAUAUACGUGUACUAAAGAAGCAAAAGUACUUUGUAUUUGGUGAAAGUGAACAAAAUCUCUUACAAAAUGUCUUUACAUACAACACCAAUUCUUUAUUUAAAUAUGGGUGGUGAAAUGUUAUAUGUUCUACGACAAAGAUUGAAGGCACAGAAGAUUAGUGUUGAUAAAACUAUCCAAGUAUUAGACGAUGUAACUACAGCAUUACUUAAUCCCAAAAUAUUGUCUUCUAUAUUUGUGGAAGAACCUUUGACUGAAAUGUCUAUCCUACGAUCUACUUUGGAAUGCGUUGUGUUAUCAUCAAUUGUGAAACUUGAUAUAAAUAGUAUGAAUAAACUGUUUGAUUUAAUGACUAUGAUGGUUAAGUAUCAGUUAACUGCAGCUACUGGUCCUAGAGAAGUUAUUCUGUUAACGUUAAAUCAUACAGAUGCGAUGCGCGAUAUGGUCAGUAAUACAAAUGCACAACAAUGUAUUGGAUUGGUACAUCAUAUGGUAAUUGAUUUCUAUGAUCAUUUAACUUGCGAAGACGUUUGGAAUGCCAGAAACGAUUGUUUAAAACUAUUGAAGCCGUAUUGCGUAAAAGUAUCUAUUCUUCUCAGUCUUGGAUUGCAAAAUGACGAUGGUAGUUUUAAUUUAGUACAUCAUAAGUAUAAUGAAAAAUAUGAAGAAAAUAGAAGUUGUUAUUCUGGCAUGAAAUUGCAUGAUAUGGAUUCCAAACAUUGCUGUGGCGGUUCUUUUAAUCUUUGCGAUGAUCGCGGCACUUUGCUAGGUAAAAACAUGUAUUCAAUGACAUAUGAAAUGUCAAAAUUGGCAUCUAAGCAAAAAAAUGAGGCUCAAUUAAAAGACUGUGGUGCAAAAGCAGAACUUGGUAUGUUGGCUGUUCAAUUGGGAACCGAAGAAACUUCAUAUAAACGACCUUUUACUUUGAAUUUAUUAUCAAACGACGAUUCCGAUAAUGUAGAAGAUUCUGAUCCUAAAGAAGACAGUAAAAAUGAUAUGGCUGCUACGAAACACGAAAAGACUGUAUUUAAUGAAGAAUAUAAAACAAAACUCGAUAAUGUUCGUGCAGAUUUUUCUGAAGAUAAACUUAAGGAACUGGAACAUCAAAUGUUGAUUUUGGAGAUCUUAGAGAAAGCAGAAUAAUUUUGUUGGAUUUACUUUUAAAUUAUUUAAUAAUAAUGAUGCAAUAAAUAAAAAAUACUCUCUUGUACAUUUUGUCUAUACUUCUACACCAGCAUGUUACAGUACGAAUAAAUAUUUCUUCAUACAAUAGUAAA
Hylaeus volcanicus is the source of this 1806-nucleotide messenger RNA. RefSeq names its product protein OSCP1 (gene OSCP1). Lineage: Eukaryota; Metazoa; Arthropoda; Insecta; Hymenoptera; Colletidae. Bases 599 to 1672 code for a protein of 357 amino acids. Gene Ontology annotation, biological process: transport. The record is from RefSeq and is a predicted model, not a curated record. The transcript has 4 exons. Gene Ontology annotation, cellular component: plasma membrane; cytoplasm.